UUUACUCUAUGACGCGAUGCCUUGCCGAAGAGUUGUCCGGCUAGUCCGGAAUUAAUCUGUGUCUUCAGCGUUUCUGUUACUAGGAAUGGGGACGUUCGGUAAUCGCGCCCCGUCAAGAUCAGCUGCUCGCCUCGAGCCCAGAUUAGGACUCCUCGUUCUAGUCCAUUAGUCGCAGCAGCCGCUGUCGCUGCUUCCGCUUUGGCUGAAUGCCGCAGCUGCCGUGCGGCUUUGGGGCUGGGCUACGUCAUGAAACGACGGGGAGCGAUUGAGUAGGAGUUCCUCAUCAUCGGUAUCAAGGCGAGCGGCCGUCGCGGCCGUGUCCCGGCGGUUCCCAGCCACCGAAGGAAGGCCAGAUCAUGGCAUCUGUCGGCGUUCUCCCCACAUACUUCAAGUACAUUAGCGUGGCGCCCGGCGGAUCAGCUCGUAGGACUCUGCGGGUGCGGGAGAAAUACAUUGUCGUGUUGGUGCUGGCCACCUUCCUGAUGGUGUGCAUCGGGGCCGUGUUUUACCUGCCUGAACUCCGCGCGUCCAACGCCUAUCGUCACAUCAAAAAUGCUGGGCCGGACCUGCUGCUACCCCCGCCGCAAGCGAUCGAAGACAACGUUCCCCGUCACAAUGGUAUCGCCGCCGACGAGGAAGACCCGCACAGGGCCGAGGACCGAAACAAGCUCCAGGAGAAGAUCAUUCAGGACCUGGGUCAAGGCCUCCCUAUGCAGGUCGCCAGGCCCGAAGCAGCCCGGCCUGCGUCUCCGUCUAAACUACCGUCGACUGUAGCCCGGCCCCCACAGAGCCCGGGUCUCGCCGCCGUCGACGCUAAAGCGCCCCAGGUUUCGCAUGUUCCUGACGCACAGAGAGAGGCGGAGAACCGCGAAAGAAGAGAAAAAGUUCGAGAGAUGAUGAAGCACGCGUGGGACAACUAUGAGCGCUACGCCUGGGGCGAGAAUGAGCUGCGGCCCGUGUCCAAAAAGGGCCACUCAGCGGGCAUCUUUGGCAAGACUGCCAUGGGAGCCACCAUCGUGGACGGCAUGGACACCCUCUAUCUUAUGGGCAUGGCCGAAGAAUUCCAGCGGGCUCGAAAUUGGGUGGCAGAGAACCUCAGUCUCAAUGAUGUCAGUUCGGACAUCUCUGUCUUCGAGACCAACAUUCGCUUUGUAGGUGGCCUGCUGUCAUGCUACGCCUUGACUGGGGACAACAUGUUCAAGGACAAGGCCGAGGAAAUUGCCCGUCUGUUGCUUCCAGCCUUUAACACACCAAAGGGUAUACCUCAUGCGCUCAUCAACAUCAAGACGGGUGUGAGCAAGAACUACGCUUGGGCCUCGAGUGGUGGCUCGAUCCUGGCUGAGCUGGGCACCAUGCACCUAGAGUUUUCCUACCUUAGUGACAUCACAGGCAACCCGAUCUUCCGCGAGAAAGUGGACAAAGUGCGACAGGUUUUGGCCGACCUGGACAAGCCCAAGGGCCUCUACCCCAACUACAUCAACCCCAAGACAGGACGCUGGGGACAGCACCACAUGUCUAUGGGAGCCCUGGGAGACAGCUUCUACGAGUACCUCCUCAAGGCAUGGAUCCAGUCUGAUGGUGAAGACGUGCAGGCAAAACGACUACUCUUGGACGCCGUCAAGGCCAUCGAGUCAAAGAUGUUGCUGCAGUCUAGGAGUGGGUUCCUCUACCUGGCUGAGAUCAAGUAUGACCGAGUGGAGCCAAAGAUGGACCAUCUGGCCUGCUUUGCAGGUGGCUUCUACGCCCUCAUUUCCCAAACACUUGGGGAGGACCCGUCAGUUACCAAGGACCACUUCAUGGAUGUAGCAAAGAACAUCACCAACACUUGUCAUGAGUCCUACGACAGGACGCCGACCAAGUUGGGCCCAGAGUCCUUCCGUUUCACAGAACAGUUGGAGGCCAAGGCCACUAAGCAGAAUGAGAAGUACUACAUUCUGCGCCCCGAAGUGAUUGAGUCGUACUUCUACCUAUGGAGAAUCACCAAGGAUCAGAAGUAUCGUGAUUGGGGCUGGGAAGCUGUUCAGGCUCUGGAGAAGCACUGCCGUGUGGAUGGUGGCUACACUGGCCUGAAGAAUGUUUACCAGACAGACGGUCCCAAGGAUGACGUCCAGCAAAGCUUCUUUCUUGCGGAGACGCUCAAGUACCUCUACCUGCUCUUCUCGGACGACUCAGUGCUCCCGCUAGACCAGUGGGUUUUGAACACAGAGGCGCAUCCGCUGCCCAUCAAGAACCGGAACCCAUCUUACAGGCCGAGCAUCAGGUGAUUGGACGCAUCAACUACCCAUCACUCCGCAGUCGUUCAUAUGCCCUCCGGUGUCCAACCUCCAAUCGAAGUGCGUGGGUCCACCGUGGUCUGGGCCAUGCCGCUGCCGACUGGACCGCACGAGCAUCUAGUGACUGAACCAUAGACUGGGACAACAGUGGAGCCGACGCAAAUCACCUUCUGCGUGAUCUUGACACGAACUAACCGCAGAUGGGUGAGUGAAGGUGAACAGGCUGAGCAGAAGAAACUGUAAUGAGUGGACAGUUUCUCACAUGGUGCAGCCAGUCAACGCAACAGUGAGCGUGUGUCUGCUUUUGCACCUGGCGGCAAUGUGGUUGGCACAUCACCGUCACCUUCUACUUGGGAGAGUUGCAAUGAACACUAGUUGUUGCUUUGGGGGACCUUUCUCUGUUAUCUUUUUUUUCUUUGGCCUUUUUUACAGCGAUGUGUCUGACACAUGAACUCAUGUGCUUUUUUCAGCAUGUCGCUGACUCACUGCCGUGAUGCUGUGACAUUCCCAGUGAUAUUUCGCGAGGUUCCCCCUAUUUCCUUCACUUUUUUUUUCCCCACUUCUGAUCGUGACUUUCAGAGCUGUUUAGUUAAUAUAAUACAAGACCAUAGAUUUUGUGCACAGGGUGAAAAGGUGUGAGUGUUGUUUUAUCUUUCUUAUUUUUUUUCUUUGGUAGAAGGCAAGCGUGAUGAAUGUUCUUUUUUUUUGUUUUUUUCCCCAUAACUAUGUGUUUCACUGCGGUUCCAAGCUCGGCAAUAAGCAAGUAUUGUAAAGAUUUGGGAAACAGCAGGUAUUGCAGUUACGCUGUUUUAGAUGUCAGCAGUCGGUCCGAUGGCUCUUAGUGCAAGAUAGCACAGAUUAUGAGUGCUGUAUAUAUACUUACAACCUGCUGGCCCAGGCUACUGCUGCAUCAACUUAAAGCAAAUGAAAAUAAACAUCACAUGCACUCAGGAAUGCAGUGUUUGCCACUAAUCUCACAUGUUCAAGCUGCAGUUUCCUUUUAUUUUUGUCCUGUAUGAUCGUGCUUCUUGCAUUACCCGAUGUCAUGUUCAUGCUGCAGCUUGUCAUAAACAGAAAAUCAAAUGUUUACAUUUCUUGCCCGCUGAUUGCAGUAUUUUCGUCUUGCUCACACAUUUGUUGUUCAAGCAUCUCAAACCACGAUAGUUCACUGAAUUUGUGUAGGCGAGGGUUUUUAUGUUCGUACAUAGUAAUUUGAACUUUGGAUGAGAGCUAUGCACAUUAGGUCAUUUCUUAUUUAAACUCUUUUUCCCGAGUCCCAUCAGAGGCAUAGAAACAAUAUUACUGACUUAGACAUUAGGUAGGCUUUCUACACAUAAUCAACGAAGCAUAUGUGCCAUCGGGGGUUGCACUACAACAAAGUGCAACUCGCAAGACCCUGGGCAAAGGGGGCAUCCGAAGCCUGGUGCACAGUGGCUUGACCACUUCAGUGAUGGAACCACUCAAGCACUUUAGAAAUAUUAUAUAGAAAGUAUUAGUGAUCUUUCUACACCACUUCUGCACAUUGAAAAACACUUGUAUACGCCUGUUCAGAGUCAUGUGUGAUGAUGCAUUGUCGAUGUUGUUGUACUCUGACAAAGAAACGUGAUGAACUUAGAAGCAGUUCACUUUUGUACUCGACGCGGUAGUACUCUGUUGUCAAGCAUUACUCCCCUGAGAACUACAGGGCUACAGAUUUGUUUGUUAUGGAGCUGAACUGUGUUCAAGCCUUUUUCUACAAAAAUAUUUGCUCUACGCUGUCUUUAAGUGUGCACUAAUGACUUCAGCACUGAAUUCAUGAUGUUGCAGUGAUCUGUUGUGUACUCAAUGAAUGCUGCGAGCAGUUGUGACGCAAAGGCUCUGAAUGAAGUAGCAUUCCACUAGCUUCGGUUCAUGAAACUGGUGGUUCUUGGCCACUUACAUCGCAUUCAGAUGCUCACAAUAUCUCUUUGCAAAGUGUGUACUUUAAUAUCUUUUUAGAGUUUUACUGGGCACCAUGAUUUCUACGUAGAUGAUGUGAAAACGCCCCUGGCAAUUUGCUCACUUAGUGCAUUGAUGACACGUCACCUGUAGACAAAGAAUGCACUUGUAGUUUGUGAAGAAUGGCAAUAGCUUUCCGUUGUUGCAGAACAAUACUGUAAGGACUUGUGAUUGUUCUUCUAGGCAUAAGUUGCUCGAAUGUAACUUGUAACCAGGCUGUAGUAUUAAAAGCUUUAUUCAGACUUCAGUAAAAAAGAAAUAGGGAAGUUUCUUCAAUAUGUCGCACCACACAGAGGAAAGAAAAGACGAAGAGAGGCAUCUAGUAUAGUGUAGCAAAGGGACAGUUUAUAACUAUGUGUAGAUAGAUCUGAAGGGCAUAGUAUGUUUUAUCACUAUUGUGAUGCAACAAAUGUUUUUCAACAUGCUAGAGUUUGUUUGAUGAGCUUGGUUAUCAUUUUAUUAAAAUUUUUCUUU
Dermacentor silvarum is the source of this 4724-nucleotide messenger RNA. RefSeq names its product mannosyl-oligosaccharide 1,2-alpha-mannosidase IA (gene alpha-Man-Ia). Gene Ontology annotation, molecular function: mannosyl-oligosaccharide 1,2-alpha-mannosidase activity; calcium ion binding. The coding region runs from base 357 to 2264 and encodes 635 amino acids. Gene Ontology annotation, biological process: carbohydrate metabolic process; N-glycan processing. Gene Ontology annotation, cellular component: Golgi membrane; endoplasmic reticulum. The record is from RefSeq and is a predicted model, not a curated record. The transcript has 10 exons. NCBI's taxonomy places the organism in Eukaryota, Metazoa, Arthropoda, Arachnida, Ixodida, Ixodidae.